Molecule: messenger RNA, 8122 nt
Organism: Chelonoidis abingdonii (Abingdon island giant tortoise)
Lineage: Eukaryota; Metazoa; Chordata; Testudines; Testudinidae
Source: RefSeq, a predicted model, not a curated record
CAGCUAAUUGCUAGCUCAGAAGCUCUGGUUUCAGGAGGGGAGAACUACCGCUGCUGGAGUACAAACUGACAGGAUCAUGACAGAGCCAAGCAGUAGAAAAGAAGGAUUUAAAAAAUGCCGGAGUGCCACUUUCAGCAUUGAUGGCUUUAGCUUUACAAUUGUUGCAAAUGAGACAGGCAACAAAAAUGCUCGACCGCUUUCACGAUUUGCUCGGUCAAAGUCACAAAACUGCGUAUGGAACACCAUUAUUGGUGGGCUUACUGAUAAUCUCAAAGAAAGGCAGAAGCCAACCAUCAUUCAUGAUCCUAGGACUCCAGAGGAAAUCUUAGCAGAUGAGCUACCGCCAGUGGACAGUCCAGAAGCAUUAUUGAAAACAUCUUUCAGGUUGCGGUCUUUGGUAAAGCAAUUAGAGAGAGGAGAGGCUUCAGUUGUAGACCUAAAAAAGAAUUUGGAAUAUGCAGCUGCCGUACUUGAAUCAGUGUACAUUGAUGAAACUAGGCGUUUAUUGGACACAGAAGAUGAGCUCAGUGAUAUUCAGUCAGACUCUGUGCCCUCUGAGGUCCGGGAUUGGUUGGCCUCCACCUUCACGCGGCAGAUGGGGAUGAUGCUUAAAAGGUCCGAGGAAAAGCCCCGGUUCAGGAGCAUCGUCCAUGCAGUGCAAGCUGGUAUAUUUGUGGAGAGAAUGUACAGACGGACAUCAAAUAUGGUUGGCCUGAGCUACCCACCAGCUGUAAUUGGAGUGCUAAAGAAUGUAGACAAGUGGUCCUUUGAUGUAUUUGCACUGAAUGAUGCUAGUGGGGAUCAUGCACUGAAAUUCAUUUUCUAUGAACUUCUCACACGCUACGAUCUGAUCAGCCGUUUCAAGAUUCCCAUUUCUGCUCUUGUCUCCUUUGUGGAAGCACUGGAAGUUGGAUACAGCAAACAUAAAAAUCCUUAUCACAAUCUAAUGCACGCAGCAGAUGUUACACAGACUGUACAUUAUCUCCUUUUUAAGACAGGUGUAGCGCACUGGCUGACAGAGCUGGAGAUCUUUGCUAUGAUCUUCGCAGCUGCCGUCCAUGAUUAUGAACAUACUGGAACCACCAACAACUUUCACAUUCAGACACGGUCGGAUUCAGCCAUUCUGUACAAUGACCGAUCUGUGCUCGAAAAUCACCAUGUCAGUGCAGCCUAUCGCCUUUUGCAAGAUGACGAGGAGAUGAACAUUUUGUCUAACCUCUCAAAGGACGAUUGGAGGGAAUUCAGGGCCUUGGUGAUAGAGAUGGUGUUGGCCACUGAUAUGUCCUGUCACUUCCAACAAAUCAAAGCCAUGAAGAAUGCUUUGCAGCAGCCAGAAGGAAUCGACAAGCCGAAAGCCUUAUCGCUGUUGUUGCAUACAGCAGACAUCAGUCAUCCAGCCAAGGCCUGGGACCUUCAUCAUCGCUGGACCAUGUCCUUGCUAGAGGAGUUCUUCAGACAGGGUGACAAAGAAGCAGAACUAGGGCUUCCUUUCUCCCCACUGUGUGACCGCAAGUCUACUAUGGUAGCUCAGUCUCAGAUAGGUUUUAUUGAUUUCAUUGUGGAGCCCACUUUUACUGUGCUGACAGACAUGACAGAGAAGAUUGUAACACCGCUCAUUGAUGAAGCCUCCCGCUCUGGUAUAACUGGAUUUAGACGUUCCAGUUUGAAUAGCAUUAGCCCCUCAGAAGUUAAAAGAUCAAGUGUCAAGAGCACUGGGUCAGAAGGAAGUGCCUCACUCAACUGUUCCAUACUCACUGUGGACUUCAAAUGUUUUAAAGCCACCUGGACCGAGGUGGUGCAGCAGAACCGGGAGAAAUGGAAAGCAAAAGCAACCAAAGAAGAAAAAGCUAAGAAAGAAGCUGAGGAAAAUGCUCAUCAGGGAACAGAUGAAAAGAAAACAGAAGAAAAAGAAGAGAAAAGUCCAGCCGAGGAUACCACGACAGCGAAGUCAGAAGACAGCAAAGAACCAAAUCCUGGGGAAAGUAAGAGCACAGAAUCUAGCAAGGGUCAUGUAAAUGGGACUCAGCAAAGUGGUGUGAACAAAAUUGAAGCCUCUCAAGGGAAAAACCAGUCUAGAGCAGACAAGGGCAGUGAGUCUCUCCAAGCAACAGGAGAGGAGAAACAGCAUGUCCAAAAUGGUGAAUUAAAGGAUGAUGAUAACCAGUCAGACAAGAAAGAUCAGUCUAGUAUGGGAAAUGAAUCAAAGAGAACAGAUGAUACAGAAGAGUAAAAAAAAAAAAAAAAAUUAAAAAAAGAGACUGCAAAUUUCUUUCAUCAUUUUAGCUGAGCUUCUUCAUUCCUCUCCUCCUCCUCCUUCCGCAAAGACCAAUUUCUGGGGAAGGCGUUACACAGCUUUCAAAACAAUCCUCCUCCCACUGGCUACUUCACAGUUAAUGACUCUGGGGUUUGGGUGUUUUUUUCCUUCACUUUUUUCCCCGUGUGUGUGUGCUGUUUCUUUUUAAAAAUUCCCUGGGGGCAGGGGUUGUUAACAAAAUAAUUCCGCUUUCUGGACAGGCAAAACAAAUGAAUGAGGAUCUUCCUCAGAAGCCGUUGCUUCCCUAUGCUAAAGCCCUAGCUUGUGAAAGACAUACUAAGCCCUGCCUUGUGAAAGACAAGAAAAUUGGAAUGUGUGUAAAGGGGCUUGAAAUUACUGCCUUUGUACUAUUGUUUCCAUCUGCUAGGCAGAGAAUUUGAUACUAGUUUUAGCAUCAAUUCAGAGGAUUUUGUUCAUGAAGGUGGUGAAUUGUUAAAUUCAUAAACUUCUCACUAGGACUUAGUACUGUUACACAGCUUUUCCAGCACUCUAUGAUAUCGAUGUUUGUUUGUUUGUUUUUUAUUUAUCCUGUGGGCAAAUUCAUUUAACCUUCGAUUUAUUUCGUGCACUUUUCUUAUUUUGUUUUAGUAAUGACUCACAAAUAGGGUGUUUGCUCAGGGCUGUUGCCCACUAAAGCUCUGAGGAAUGUACUUUUUGUGUUGUCUUCCAUAACUAGUAAUUACAAUUAUGAUAUAUUUCUCGCAUCUGUUUCUUAGAUACCUGUAACCACUCUUUACCUGACCUAGAAGUACUGAGAGAAGGCAGGCAUUAGGAAGUCAGAUGGAUCAAUUCCUCCUUUCAUCUUAGUGUGACAUUUCUUUUAUCACUGAUUGAAUGGAUGAGUCAAAGGAAAAGAAAAAUAUAAGUUUUUAAUAUAAAUAAGUUGGAAAAGUAGAAGCAGAAAAAGAAAGAUUGGAAAAAAAAACCAACUAUGGUCUAAGUACACCACUGGAGUGACGUAGACCCAUAAACUUGAAAGGUGAAAUGUUCAAAACUAACUCACUCAGGCCCUAAUUCAGGAAAGUGUUACUGUUCAUGAAAGCAUUAAACACGUGCUUAAAUGCUGUCCUGGAUUAGGGCCCCAAGAUAGAUCCAGUUCAAUAUAACUUGAUUUCACCUGUCCAUGUGAAAUUAACACACACACAGUUAUAGUGUGUAUAGUUUUGCCUUGUUCACAUAUAUAUUUUACUAUGAGUCAGACUGCUUUCAUGCUACUCUAGAGAAUGUGGAAAAUAUUGCCUCAGGAGGAAAAUAAACUCCAUCUGUAUUCCAUUUCCAUGUUCAAAGCACAAAACUUUGUUCUACCACCAGCCUAUAUUAGAUAGAAGACUCACAGCUCCUGUUCAAAUGCAUAUGAACAGGGAUGAGUAUGUUUAAGAUGGAAGUAGGAAAUAUUGCCAUACUUGUAUUAGCCUCACAAAACACGAGCAGCGGUGGGGCUCGUUCAAGUUCAGAUUUUGAACAUGAACAUCCCAUAGCUCAGGAAUGUUUGUAUCCAGGAUUUUGGUUCAACCCACUCUGCAAAAUUCAGAUUCACAUCUGAGUUUUUACUUCAGACACCAAAGUUUCAGUUUGUUCAGAUAUAGGGAUUCAGUUGGGGUCCAUCUCAUGCUUACUAAAAUAUUUUCCCUUGGAAGAACUAUAAAAAUAACUGCUGUUAACAUAGAUAUAGCAUUCUCCAGCUGUCUUAUCUAUAUUGGUUCCUUUAAAUAAAAUAAAGGAACACACCAUAGUCUAAUUCCUUAGAACUGUUUCUGUGACUGUUCCACACUCAGAACCCCUAUCAGCUUCAAUGGAAGUUCCACACACCUAGCAGCUGUAGAAUUUGGCCUGUAGGCCCAGAUCCAAAAAGGUACUAAAGCUCCUAACUUUCAUUAAAAUCAAUAGAAGUUAGCAGCCUAAAUACCUUUGUGGAUCGGUGUCUUCGUCUUUAUCAAAUUCUUUAAAGGGACAUUGACAAGAUAUAAAUAAUACUGCAUUGCUGACCCAGUCCUUACUCCUACUGGACCUUAACUUGAAUAUGGUCUGAGCCAGCACUUUUUUUUUCUUUAAAUGAUCCCUACAUAGUUUACAGUGACUAAAAAUUCCUUGGACUAUUAAAACUGAAAUAAUUUUAAAAGUCAAAUUGAUCUUCAGCUCUUUGUGAUGUAUUUUUGACAACACACUCUGCUUUGACAGUGAAAUGAGACUACAGUGAGCCAUUUCUUGGUUCUCAUGCACUAGCACUUUGGCUCAACUUCAGGCAGUGAGGGUGACAAACUACCCAGGGAAGUGAUGGAUUCUCCAUUUCUUGAGGUUUUGAGAUGAAAACUGGAUGCCUUUCUGAAAGAUAUGCUUUAGUCAUACACAAGUUAUUGGGUUCAACGAAGCUCAAUGUAACUGGGUGAAACUGAACGGUCUGUGAUAAAGAGGGGGUCAGACCAGAUGUUCUAAUGGUCCCUUAUGGCCUUACAAUCUCUGCAUAUACCACAGUGGUAUAUUAACAUUUAAAAAUAUUUUUGACAUUUUAAUAAAGUUGUGAAAUCAUUUCUAGAAGACUCUAUGGCCUUUCUAAAAAAAAAAGGAAAAAAAGAAAAUGUAGGUGCUGAGAGACUGCAAAGAGAGUGGUAUAGUUUACCUCUGUGCUUCUCUUUGCAGGUUCAGGUCCUAAACUACUGUACUUGAUGGUAUCUCUCUAAUUAACCAUCUCACUGAAAUGCUCAAUAAUAUUGUGCUAGUGCUUUGAGAACCAAGAAAUGAUAUCUCUAAACAUCUCCCAAGUGAACUAGACAGCAGUACUGUCUCUUAUUUUAUUUCACACAUUGUCUGUGAGUGCAUGGAACUGAACGAAUGGCUCUUUACACAAUUCAGUUCAAUUAAAUACAUUUCCUCAGUGUGUAAAACACAAUGAAAAAUAUCUGUUCUUAAUUCUUUACCUUCCAUUCAGCUUCGCCCUUCAUGUGAGGGGAAACAAAGCUGUAGAUGCCUUACUAUCUGCUUGUCUAUUAGAAGAGACAAAGAGUAAGCUACACAUAUUGAAAAUAUGAGGCCCCUGCUGCAGGCCUGAUUCACUUCUGUGGGAGUCACAUACAUGUAAACACAAUCAUGGGUGAUGGAGAUGUUACAGAUUGAGACCUGGAUUUGAAAGUCAACCUGUGUACUAAAAUGACACACUUCAGCCUUUAGGAUGAGAGUGCUGGUCAGAUCUCUCAGAAAGUACCACCUGGCUGGAUGACCAGACCAAAAACUGUCUCCUAAUCUGUGAAAGUGAAUCCAGGCCCCUUACAUCCUGUAAGCAGGGAGAGAUUUCCUUGGGUGCCCUGCUAACUUGUCCAUAUUUAGACUUUUCAAAGUAACGGAUCUUCAGAGAACUGGCGUAGCUCCGUUGACAUAAUUAAAUGGUGCCUGUGCUCCUAUCUAACAAAGGCCCAAACUGCCAUUAAGGGAUGUCAGCAGAUUUUAUUGCCAAUUUACAAUUUACUUACAUUUUUUUAAAGUGUAAAUGUUCCCAAUUCUGUACUCAAAUAAUGAUUUAGUUGAUGAGAAAACUGGAUGUGUCUCUGACAACGUGCAAAGAUAAUUAGGAGUAGGCAGGGUCAGCUGUCAAAACAAAAUGAUUUUGAUGCAUCAUUUAAAAGCACAUGGUCGAAUGCUUAUAUCCACUACUUGACUAGCUUUAAACAUGAACUGCACAGCUUUUCAUCAAGGGCGUGAGCUCAGGUUUUCUGUUUUUCCUUAUAAAUAAUGCAUUUUGGUGUUAAUGACAUUACCCACAGUCACAAGAGAAACAUAGGUGCCUGACUCCAGGGCUUCUAAAAACUCUUGCAAUUUCAGAUUUAAAAAUAUUUUAGACUAGUCACAAUUUCAACAUUCUCUCUUUAAAUAUAGAUGCAUUGUUUUACAUUGGCAUUUUACAUUCAGGCACUAGUGUCGUUCUGUGCUAUAGCAGGGGAAACCCAGAGCCCUGUACUUAGGUCCUGGUAGGUAAAUAAAGAAGACGUUUUUAAUUCUUCUGUUUUCAAUACCCAGUAAUUUGUAGCUGGGAGUGAAUUUUCAAAGGGGCCUCAUUGCAAUCUCUUUUGUGCUUGUGAAAAAAACUGACAUGCAAUUUUUGAAAAAGGCCACCUGAACAUACAAACACUAGCAUUUAAACAUGCAAAACUUGUUUGUGCUUUAGCUUUUGUGCAAAUGAGGUUUGGAAUGGGUAGAUUUUAUCAUUUGUGUGUACAAUUGAUCAUGCUCAAAUUCUGUUUGCAGAAAGUCGCAUGAAAAUCUUUUGCAAAGACUUUACAUUUUAGCUCAUGGAGUGUACACACAAAAUAUAUAACUGAUUUUGGAUCUGCUUUUUAAGUACAAAAAAAAAAAAUCGUAUACCUUAAACAUUGAUGGGCACAAACUUUCUCAUUCAGUUUCUAUCUAAGGGCCACAGCCUCAACUGGGGAAAAUCAGUGCGUCUUCAUGGAGUGAGGAGAUUUCCCUAAAUAUCUAAUUAUUUCACCCUGUUCUCCUCACAGUGGCACCAGUAUACUGGUGUAACUCCUGUGACUUCAGUGGUGUUUCACCUGAUUAUCACCUGUGUAUGAAUGACAGGAGUGUCAGGUCCAUUUAUUUAUUUAUUUUAUCCACCACUUCAUCAAAUAUGCAGACACAAAACAAUGACCCUCUAUUUUCCAUCUGCAUACCCAAUACCAGUUCCUCAGCUGUGCAUGUGAGAUUUCUGCAUAUUGAAGCUUAAAUAUGGUAAGACACUUUACAAGCUGAAGAUAGAAAGCUGUGUUAAUACCUGCAGCAACGUGGAGGAGGGGGCCCAAAUGAGAAAACUUGAUAGGAAAAGGAUACUUUACUUUCAGACUUCUCAGGCUCCAAUCCUUCUCCCAGCGAAGUCAAUGAUACUUCGUCCAUUUAUUUCAAUUAAUAUUCCCCAGCAUUGGCUCAGAUCAAGUGCAGUGUCAAUUUAAUAUCUGAUACAUAUUCUCUCGGGAUGAGUAUCCUGCUUUUGCAGGAAGAUGGGUUUGGUGAUCAGAUAGGUCUUUUCCAUUUCUGAUCACUGUGGUCCAAGCUAUAAACAAAUCAUUUGACCACCAUUGAUCACUUUGUUUGCCAUUAAAACAGAAAAGCAGACACUUUGUUUCAGGUUUCUCAGAUUUUUUUACUCUUCCUUCCCUGCAUGUUGUUUUUUUCUUUUUCUGAGCAAAUAUAGUGUGAGAUUUCUCACUGGCAGCAAAGCAGAACUAUGACUCUCUCUUCAUCGUCUGUCUCACACACAAGUACACAAACACAUGACAGUACACAUGUACAGGCUCCACAAUAUACUGUUGGUACUUUGUAUUCCUUUUAUUUCAUUAACGUGCAUGUGUAAGGCCUGUUGUGUACUCAUCUUUGCCCGGUUCUAGAAGCCAUCCUGUGGUAGGAGGAUGUGUAUAUGUAAUCUCAUCAUCUUUGCUGGAUGAUUGUAGGAGUGCAUAUAUAAAACAAUCAGUUAUGGCCAUAGGUGUUGUGUAGUGAUAAAUCCUAGUGGCAGAGUGAGCAUUUUCCUUUUCUUCUGGCUUGGAUGAUAUUUUUAUACAAUUUUAUAUACAAUUUUUUUAAAUAUUUGCUAUUUUUAUUUGUAGGGUUCUGAUUGGGUUUUACCAGAACUUCUGGUCAUUUGCAGGCCCAGAUUAUCCCAUUAAGAUUUCUCUUCCCUUUUCCCCCCAUAGACAAAAGCCAUUGCAUUUGCAACAUCAGCUUAGAGCAAAAAAUAAAAUAAAACAACAGAUUGGGCCCAAACAUGUCAUCAGUCACACUGAAACUGAUGGAAGUUGUGCACGAGCUCUGUUCAGUUGAACU